ACGGUCGCUCACUCUCCAGGAGCAACAUGUGAAGAAAUCAUGGACACCGAAAGCAACGUUUAUAAGUACAAAUCUGGCAUGUAAUCACGUUUAGACAGUUUAGAUAUAACUAUCUGAACGAGUAGUGCUCUAAAAGUGAAUUAAGGCGACUCGGGGCUCAGUAGACACGCUACUUCUCGGUUGUUUUGUUGGCUUUUAGCUCGCUAACAGCAUGGACAACACACAGGAAAAUGCCAUUGAGCUCCACGGAGAUGAAGAAAUCAUCGAAGUGAUCGACCUAAACCAGGCAGAGCUUGAUCCAGAUGAUUUGGCUGAUGAAUUGGAGGACGUUGAGUUUGAAGACGCUGGAAACCCAGAGGGUGAUAACGAAGGCUGGGAGACAGAGGAUGAAAUGGAGGCUGAGGUGGAACAGGACGACAGCGAGCUCACCUUCUCCAGACACACAGGAUCGGUGUUCUGUGUGAGUUUGGACCCGGCAACAAACAGCUUGGCUGUGACAGGAGGAGAGGACGAUAAAGCCUACGUUUGGAGGGUUAGUGAUGGAGAAGUUCUGCUGGAGUGCACCGGCCACAAAGACUCUGUGACAUGUGCCAUGUUCAGCCACGACUCCUCCAUGGUGGCCUCUGGGGACAUGAGCGGCAUGAUCAAAGUCUGGAAAGUACAAACCAAAGAGGAAAUCUGGUCCUUCGAGGUGGGAGACCUGGAGUGGAUGGAGUGGCAUCCCUGCGCUCCGGUGCUGCUGGCGGGAACAAACGACGGGAGCGUGUGGAUGUGGAAGAUCCCUGGAGGAGACUGUAAAACCCUCCAGAGUCCUGCAUGUCAGGCCACCACCGGCAAAAUCCUCCCUGAUGGUAAACGCGCCGUGGUGGGUUAUGAAGAUGGAACGGUGCGAGUUUGGGACUUGAAGCACGGAAACACCACCCAUGUCAUCAAAGGUGCGGACGGACACCAGGGGGCGCUGACCUGCCUCGUGUGCAACAAGGACGGCUCCCUGGUGCUGACGGGCUCCGUGGACGGCUGCGCCAAGCUCAUCAACACCAGCACGGGCAAGAUGGUCGGGGUGUUUUCUGUGGAGGGAGGCAAAGCAAAAGGGUCGGAUCACGAGAAAGAGUCCAACUCUGUCGAGUCAGUGGGAUUCUGCAACAUCCUGCCUCUCAUUGCUGUGGCUUAUCUGGAUGGGACUCUGGCCAUAUAUGAUCUCUCAACGCAGGCGCUGAGGCACAAAUGCCACCACGGGGCGGGUAUUGUUCAUCUGCAGUGGGAGGAGUCUUCUUCUGUGGUGUCCACCUGCAGUUUAGACGGAGCUCUGCGUUUAUGGGACGCUCGUUCUGGCAACUUGGUGUCCGAGUACCACGGACACGCCGCAGAAAUCCUCGACUUUGCCGUCAACAGGGAAGCGACUUUUGCAAUAACAGCCUCAGGAGACAACCAGGCCAAAGUCUUCUGCCUCCAAAGACCCGAUCGGUAAAAGAAGAGGAGAGGAAUUACAUCAAGAUAAAGACAUUUGCUAACCAAUCUUGUCUUCUCACACUGAAGAUGAGAUUGUUCCUUUCUCUAAAGGAUUUUAAAGUGUUUUACUGUGCAGGCUUGAGUUUUUCAGAACUGCAUCAUUUGUAGAAGUUUAGGUCACUUCAAGCCCACCUUAAGGAUAAAAUGUUCCUGACUAUUUCAGUCUAAAUAUGCUGUUGUUUGAAAAUGAGACUAAACAUGGUGAAAUUCAAA
Messenger RNA from Cololabis saira (Pacific saury), 1722 nucleotides. It is a transcript of the gene aamp, whose product is annotated as angio-associated, migratory cell protein. Gene Ontology annotation, molecular function: protein binding. Lineage: Eukaryota; Metazoa; Chordata; Actinopteri; Beloniformes; Belonidae. The record is from RefSeq and is a predicted model, not a curated record. The transcript is spliced from 11 exons. Bases 212 to 1468 code for a protein of 418 amino acids. Gene Ontology annotation, cellular component: cytosol.